AGAGAGAGAGAGAGAGAGAGAGAGGAGAAUAGUGUCCGGGGAUUUGAUUUCGAUCGAAUAAUACGAAGAUCUGUCUCUCCGAGCGAGAGGAGAGAGAGAUAGAGAGACCCCAUUGCUGCUGUACAAUCCCCAAAAGGAGACAGAGAGAGUGUGUGCAAUCAUGCCUUCAGGUGCCAAGAAGCGAAAAGCUGCCAAGAAAAAGAAGGAGCAGCAAACCCACAACGGCACAUCCAAUCCUCCUCCUAUUCCUUCUCAAGGAAAUAAUGAUUUGAACUCCCAAGAUAAGGGAGUGCCUGGGGAUGCCGAGGCAGUUAAGAGGGUUGAAAUUGAGAGGGAACUGGGAGACAAUUCAACAAGCAAAAAUGUGAUUAUUGAGGAUGCUAAGUCUGCAAAGGGAUCAUCUAACGGGGAUGAUAGAAGCUCUAGCAGUAGUAGUUCAGAUGAAGAAUCUCGAGCUGUUGAUAGAAGGCGAAAGGAGGAUAUCCAUACAUCAGUUUCGGAGGAAAAACCUCAUAAUGAUUUGGUUAAGUCAGUGGAUUCUACAUCAGCUGGGAAGACUACUGAAGAUUCACUAGCUGAGAAGACUACAAGUUCAGCUACUACAGAGAGUGCCCCUUCUGUUGAUUCUGUUACGCAUGAGGUUUCUGUGCACCUCUCAAAAAGCACGCCAGUUGAAAGUGCACCGAUCUCCAAUGAGGUAGUAAAAGCAGGGUUGGAUAAUGGUGCAGAGAAAACAUUGCCUACUGUGGAUCCUGUAUCAAAGAAAAUUGAGGAUAAAGCAUCGCCAUUACUGGACGAUACUGCUAAGGCAUCUUCAAGUGUGGUGGAAUCUGCGUCUCAAGAAAAUGAGAGCAUAGUAUUGCCAUCAUUAGGUACUUCUCUGGCCCAAGUUAGUAAUGAUGCUGAACCCAUCAAAGAUCCUGAGGUUCCAGAAUAUUCUGAAAAGCAGCCUCUGUUAGCUCCGGCUCCACCCGUGGCGCAAAAAACAUCUUGGCUUAGCUGCUGUGGAAUUCUGGAGGCUAUAACAGGCUCCAAUAGAUAAGUUCAGGUUUCUCGUGAUGCAGAAACAACGGAUGAAGCUGUUUUGUAACCAAAAAAAGUGCAUGAAGGGUUUCAGCGGACUCGUGAAACUUGUGGAAGUGAAAAAUGUUCCGAGAAUUUUAUGAUAUUUCGAUAUUAGAACUUAUACUUUUUUUCCCGAAAGAAUAAUGGGCAAGAACCGGAUUAGAUAAAACCAAAUUAAGAUCUGUGGUGGUGAUAGUGUCAGGAAUGGUAGGCAGCUGUAUAUCUCUGCUUUUGCAACCUUUCUUUCUUGUUACUUUUGCAGAAUAGUUCUCUGUGUUGUUUUUACUUCCUUUUUUGCAACAUUUUCAAUAUCAUUCUUCACUUGAUUGUUGUAGCCAA
Molecule: messenger RNA, 1404 nt
Organism: Pyrus x bretschneideri (Chinese white pear)
Lineage: Eukaryota; Viridiplantae; Streptophyta; Magnoliopsida; Rosales; Rosaceae
Exons: 4
Coding region: 161-1042 (293 amino acids)
Source: RefSeq, a predicted model, not a curated record